Lodderomyces jiufengensis is the source of this 576-nucleotide messenger RNA. RefSeq lists its product as uncharacterized. NCBI's taxonomy places the organism in Eukaryota, Fungi, Ascomycota, Pichiomycetes, Serinales, Debaryomycetaceae. The record is from RefSeq and is a predicted model, not a curated record. The transcript has a single exon. The coding region runs from base 1 to 576 and encodes 191 amino acids.
AUGUCUUCAAGAUUUUUUACUAUUCUACUACUUAUCAAUUAUACAUUAUCAUUUUUCUUUCAACCACAAUCAGAACCGUUUUUAUUAGUAGUUUAUGAUCCCAAUUAUGAAGAAAAUAGAGAAACAUCAUUAUCAAAUUCGGAGAUUCAAAAAAUAUAUCAAAGAGAUACUUUAAUUUUCAUCACAGAUGAUUGCGAAGUUGACAAUAAAACAACAAACUCCUUCAUAGAAGGUUCAAUAUUAAUUAAUGGAUCAUUCAGAUUAAAUAAAUUAAUGGAUGAUAGUAUGAAAUUUAUUAGAGUUGAUUCUAAAACAAACAGAUUAAAAGCAUGUCCUCGUGGUAAUUUAUCUACAAGUUUUACAAUACGUAAAGAUGAGUUGCAUUAUAAAGAUUCAAAUGUAUGGAGUAUAUGUUUUGAUGAUAGUUUAAAAAUAAGUUUUAUAUAUUUUGGUACACUAAAAAGAAACAAAAAAUAUUGUAGCUUACAAGAAGAUCAAGAAAUUAAAUUAAGAGUUAUUGGAAAAUACGAUAAUUUUGGUACUGUCCCAGAUUAUCCCUUUAUGAAAAUUCAAUAA